Molecule: messenger RNA, 1261 nt
Organism: Bactrocera latifrons
Lineage: Eukaryota; Metazoa; Arthropoda; Insecta; Diptera; Tephritidae
Exons: 1
Coding region: 27-656 (209 amino acids)
Source: RefSeq, a predicted model, not a curated record
ACUUCAAUGGCGAGGGAGGUGUGGGCAUGAUGAACGGAGUGGGUAGCUAUGGAAGUGGGUUUUUCGGCGCUGCAUCCACCGGCGUGGUAGAAAGUUCAACAUCGGUAGCUAGUGACUACAGCAGCAGUAGUACCAGCUGUUUUUACGCCYCCAAUGCUGCACAGGGAGCACCAACRGCUGGUGUUGUUAAUCCAACAACAAUGUUGUCCAAUUACUGUGACGCAGCUAUGAUGAUGGCAGCGGCGGCGGUGAAUGCCAAUCAAUGCCUUCAACAACACCACCGAAUGUUGCUCGCCAAUAGCGCUGGCAGCAGUCACAAUCUUGCGAACGGUCACAAUAGCCACGACUGCAGUGACGAUAUUGACGGAGGUCCGAUCAUGCCAGCCACAUCCAUAUCGGCAGUGACAUCACCGACAACUUCGACGGUAUCCACGAGCGCUUCUGCCCCAAUGUCUACUGUCAAUUCAUCCGCCACUAGCAUCAGUCAACAAUACCAGCAGCAGACCCAACGCUGUCCCUCAACUGCGCAUCCACCCAUCCAGCCGCAUAUGCACAUUCACGACCUCCAGGGGCAGCAACAAYUGCAAACGCAGCUGACAUCUUCACCAAACCUAAUCGAUAUCAGCGAAGUUCCUCUCGUUGUCGACGUCAAGUAAAUAUAGUGUAGUUGUAAUUGCGGUUCAAAGGAAAGCAGCUUAAAUAGAUUUCAAAAAUUUACGUUAAAAAUUGACCUAAACAAAAACUCAAAAAAAAAAAAAAAUACAAAAAAAAACUAGAAGCUGAUGUGAAGACAUGUAAAAUUAGCAUAAAUUUUUACUCUUUAGAGUUGUUAAAGCGCAAUUUUUUAGAAAUUUAAUCAUUGUCAUGCAUUUGUAAAUAUUUUAAUAACUAAUAUUUAUAGUAAUUUAUUUAUUGAAGUUAUACAAAUGGUUUUCCAAAACUAUGAAACUUGAAGCCAAAAAUUAAAAUAAAAGUAUUGACUUGCUUUGAAGCUGCAACAAUUACAAAAUAGUAAUAGUCCAACCGUUUGAGGAUGAAUUAAAGUUUUUGUAGACGCUCUCGAACGAUGGUAACGCCUUAGCUAAGGAAUCUCCUAAAAUGAGGCUGAUAAUAAUCAYUACCGGAAAAGUAGUAUUUUGCUCUGAACCUAAUUUGCGGGAAAGAUAUGGUGGCUUCAAGUGACAUACUCUUUGAAAAAAAUAAUAGAAGCUUCAGAGUCUCGUUAAACGAAACUUUGAAUGUUAUCUUAAAAGGUAAAAUG